Messenger RNA from Nerophis ophidion (straightnose pipefish), 2712 nucleotides. RefSeq lists its product as uncharacterized. Lineage: Eukaryota; Metazoa; Chordata; Actinopteri; Syngnathiformes; Syngnathidae. The transcript has 6 exons. The coding region runs from base 208 to 1080 and encodes 290 amino acids. The record is from RefSeq and is a predicted model, not a curated record. Gene Ontology annotation, molecular function: oxidoreductase activity.
AGUCGCUUCUUUUAGUAUUUGUGUUAGGAUAAAGUGGUAGUUGAGCUGAAAUGUAACGUAAAUGCAAUGCUGUGCGAUUCUCAUCCAUUUUUCUACUGCUUAUCCCUUUUGGGGUCGUCACUAGAUAAAGCUGUAUUUUUUUGUCGUUACGCAGACUAUUUUUUCUUUUAAGUAUUUUUAAACUUAGAACAUCUUACACACAACAAGAUGGCUGUCUCAGUUCCCGCCUCGCAGACUGUCCUGUUGGACACGGGGGCUCCUAUGCCCCUUCUGGGUUUGGGCAUGUACAAGCUGAGCGCCGAGGAGGUUCACUGUGCUGUGGACAUGGCCCUGGCUGCAGGCUACCGGGCCUUCGACAGCGCCGCCGUGUACCGCAAUGAAGCCGACCUGGGUCACGCCCUCAAAGAUCUCUUGCCGAAGUACGGCUUGACCCGUCAGAAUGUCUUCAUCACCAGUAAGCUGGGGCCUAAAGAUCAGGGCGAGAAGGCCAUGAAAGGAGCCCUCUGCAGCCUGUCUAACCUGGGGAUGGAUUACAUCGACCUGUACCUGGUCCACUGGCCUGGCACUCAAGGCCUGGAUGUGUCUGACCAGCACAACCCAGACAACAGAGCUCAGAGUUGGAACGCCCUGGAGGAUCUGUUCAUUCAAGGAAAGCUGAAGGCCAUCGGAGUGUCCAACUACACGCCCGCACACAUGAGGCAGCUUAUCCUAAGCUGUAAGAUUCGCCCGGCGGUGCUGCAGGUGGAGUUCCACCCACAUCUGUGCCAGGACGAGCUUAGGAGCCUGUGCAAAGAGUGGGGGGUGUGCUUCCAGGCCUACACUUCCCUGGGCAGGGGGGAGUUGCUCGCAGACCCGGUGGUUGCCGAAGUGGCAAAGUCUUGCAGCCGGACUCCUGCACAGGUGCUGCUGCGUUGGGCAGUGCAGCAGGGCAUCCCGGUGCUGCCCAAGUCGUCCAAGCCAGAGCGGAUCAAGGAAAACGCCGGGGUAUUUGACUUCACGCUGUGCGAGGAUCACAUGCAGCGAUUGUCAGCCUUGAAGCGAGGACGCAGGUUCUGCUGGGAUCCCUCCCAGGUGGUUUGAUGGUGGGACACAUUGAACUCCUGGAUGAUGUUCGGAGCCUCUUUUAUGAUCAUAAAUAACUCUUGAAUCACUUUUAACAUGAUUUAUUUAAGACAGCAUUUAGAAGAUUCACAGCUGUAGAGAAAAUGUACAAAAUGCAACAUUUCAUUGUUUUUCCACACUAUUUCAAGUAAUACCAAGUUGCAAAACUGCACGGGCCCGAGUAUUUUUUGUUGGUGUUUUUUCAUUUUGGAUAGAGCAUGAGCAUCAUGCCUAACGGCGAGUGCAGUUUAAGGCGGUACUGCGCGACCAGCGUCGCACUUAGAACAAGUUCAAGGCAGGUAGUUGGAUUCUAGCUUCUUUACAUCGUUCUGCUCUCUAUCGAGGCGUCAGCACCUUGUACUUGAUGGAUGCAGGUCAACAAUAUUGUUACUUCAAAACCUCUAUUAACAUUUGAUUCAACAUAGUAAAAAAACAAUGGUACUGAAGGCUAUAUUUCAGUUUGUUCAUCACAAUCAGGAAGAUUUACAUUUCAUUAAAUACACAUGAUUGAAUGUUAAUAUAUUGAAAAAGCCUAUUAGUUUGUCUAGACCCACAAAAAACAUUCAAAGACAGAACAAAGGCAACAAUUACCAUUUUGUAAUCAGCCCAUAUGAAUCACAUUAUCAUAGUAGCUGGUUUGUUUAAAAAAACAUCUAUUCCUCCAGUGUUAAAUCGUGAACAGUGCACAUUAAACAUGACUUUUUAAGGUAAAAUUCUAAUCUCUGUUUGGACAAAACAUGACAUCAUCAAACGUUCUUUGCGUCGCCAUAUUGUCAACAGAUUGUCCACCAGCAACCACGGCAACGCCACGGUCACAUUGUUUAUCACCGUAAAGUUAUAGCAAAAUAUUUACACUUUUAAACUUAAGUCUGUUAUAAUUUGUAAAAACAUCUUAUAUUGAAUUUGUGCUUAUUUUGUGUCUUAAAAUGUAUCUUUUCUCUUGAUCUAGUGGACUAACCCUGCCAUUUUACAAAAAGAUAGUCAUUGAGAUUGUCCGUGUAUAUGAUUGUUAUACAUACGAUACUUUGCAAAAGUACUUGGCCACCAUUGGAGUUGUCUGCUGUACUUAUUCACUUUUCCUGUUUUCUAGUAACUUGGUAGUUUAGGGCCACACCGAAAAAAAUAAAAUUAAACAUGUAUUAUGAGAAAACUGUAAAUAAAGCCGUUAUUAAAGUGUUGUUUUACUUGAGUACAGUACAUCUGAGAAGAAAAAAGGUACUAUAAAAAGGGUAAUUUUACAAAAUUGGUAAAUUAAUAAUUUACAUGAGAAAAAGUUGAUAGUUUUUUAUGACAAUAAUGACGCAAAUAAUGGUUUAAAAGUACAGUUUCAUAAAUAUUCGCAUAGUACUCAAUGUACAGUACAAAAGUACUCCCAAAAUUUGCAUUUUUCGUUAUUGCAUUUUAAUAUUUUGACUUAUAUCUUUUAGUAUUCAUGUUCUUUCUUUAAAAAAACUGACCUUUCUCACAAACUGUUUCAGUCUGGCCCUAAUACAAAACUAAUAUAUAAUGUAUAAAGAGUGUAUGGUUAAUGGAGUACAUGUGAGCUGCCAUUCUGUAAGUGAACCCUUAUCGAUGCAAAAAGAGCACCAGUCUUUCUAAUGACUCAAAAUG